AUGUCUCCAAUAAAGGACUUCACUCUGACAUAUGAAGCUUUCAACCCUGAGGGCUUCUCCGAGGGCGACACCAUCACAGGCACAGUGACUUUGAUUUUGACUAAAGACACCAAGGUCAAGAGCAUCUUUGUCAAAGCCAAAGGGGACGCGAGCGUCCGCUGGCUAGAGGUGAACGCAAACGGGUGGCAAUUUCACAGAGCGCACAGAAGAUGUUUCAAAGUGAAAGAAUACCUGGUCAAAGAAGCUGCCAAAGGCACUGUACUUCCCCAAGGAGUCAAUCACUUCAAAUUCAGCCUUACAUUCCCACUGAUGGACAUGCCAUCAUCGUUCAAGGGACCUCAUGGAAAAAUCGUUUACAUGCUCAAGGCUAAGGUGUCCAGGUCCUCGGGGCAGCCUUCACAAGUACAACGCAAGAUCAUGUUUAUUUCAAAGUCGCUCCUACACCUUAACCAGGUAGAAUUGAACGGUUCAGUGUACAAAGAAAUGGGGAUUUUUUCUAAAACAAAGGUCAAAAUGUUUGUGACCGUCGACAGAAGGAUUUACUCUCCAGGUGACACUGUGUCAGUUGUUGUCAACAUCCACAACUCCACCUCCAAAAAAAUGAAGCCCAAAUUCAUUUUGCAGCAGAAAACAAGGUACAGCACCAGAAUCUCCGUUAAAACCUGUGUCAAACAUCUGUGCAAAAUGGUUGGGGACACAAUCACACCGAAAUCACAGCAAACGGUCUCCUGCCAGUUGAAGAUUCCUGAUGAUGCCUUCCACACUGUCACUAACUGUGAGCUUAUCUCAGUUGAAUGUUACCUCAAGGUGUAUUUGGACAUCAGCUUUGCUACUGAUCCAGAGGUGGUGUUUCCACUGGUCAUCAGCCCCUUUUCCUCUGUGCGUGCAGAGGCUGUGGAGACGUACCCAGCUGGGGCCUCUGGGGGCCUGAGUGAGAGCGACUUCUCUCCCUCUGCUCUGCCUGCUGAAAAUCAUACAUGGACGUAA
Molecule: messenger RNA, 987 nt
Organism: Paralichthys olivaceus (Japanese flounder)
Lineage: Eukaryota; Metazoa; Chordata; Actinopteri; Pleuronectiformes; Paralichthyidae
Product: arrestin domain-containing protein 3-like
Biological process (GO): protein transport
Cellular component (GO): cytoplasm; plasma membrane
Source: RefSeq, a predicted model, not a curated record